UAUUAAAUGUAAUUUGAAUUGAGCUUCCAAUAUGACAUCUGAUUAUGAGAUGUGUAUAUGCUCCACAAGUGCAUUAGUAUAUAAAGUUGUACAGUACAUUUGUUUUGAGAUGGGUCAGGUCCGUAUAUUAUGGAUCAGGAUCAGAUAUUAUGGGACAGGUUCAGAUAUUAUGGGUCUGGUUCAGAUGUUAUGGUUCAGGUUCAGAUAUUAUGGGCCAGGUUCAGAUAUUAUGGGUCCGGUCCAUAAAUUAUGGGUCAGGUUCAGAUAUUAUGGGUCAGAUUCAGAUAUUAUGGAUCAGGUUCAGAUAUUAUGGGUCAGGAUCAGAUAUUAUGGGUCAGGUUCAGAUAUUAUGGGCCAGAUUGCUGACAGGAAUAGUAUACGUUGAAAAGUUGAUUGCCAAUGAACCAGAAUUUGUUUCCACCAGCCUAAAAUUUGUUUAUGAUUUAUAAAAUCCUUUGGCUGACACUCUGGACUCUAGCGUUGAAAUGUU
This is a messenger RNA of Owenia fusiformis, 490 nucleotides long. The record is from the annotation of a GenBank genome assembly. NCBI's taxonomy places the organism in Eukaryota, Metazoa, Annelida, Polychaeta, Sabellida, Oweniidae.